Messenger RNA from Durotheca rogersii, 1580 nucleotides. RefSeq lists its product as uncharacterized. The coding region runs from base 278 to 1258 and encodes 326 amino acids. Lineage: Eukaryota; Fungi; Ascomycota; Sordariomycetes; Xylariales; Xylariaceae. The transcript has 4 exons. The record is from RefSeq and is a predicted model, not a curated record. Gene Ontology annotation, molecular function: protein binding.
UCAACUCGGCGAAAUAGGCACGAUAGGUAAGAAGAGGUUGAGGAACGGAGCGGUAGAUGGGAGAGUGGCUAGUCACGUUCUUCAUUUUUCCCCUCAUCAAACGUGGCGAAGUGGGGCGGGGCUGGAUUAACCCUCGGGCUGCGUUGGGCCCUUGACCAUACCUACGACUUCAAAACCAGCCCUCUCCACGCGCCCCCUGUGUCUGUCAACAAUUUGGCUGUCGCCCUUACAAGUCCUCCACUCGGUAUAUGCUCUUUCAAGUCCGCUACUUGAGGGCAUGUGGGACACCAGAUUUCAGAAGAAAAAGGUGUACCUCGAAUGGGAGAGGAUAUUCUCUACCUUUGAGAAUUCACGCUUGCGGAAACAGAAAGCCAUCCGGGCCGUCGUGCAACGAUAUGACCCGAUAGUCCUCCUUUACAAUCCAGAUGUUGUGAAAACAUUGCAAGCCCUAUUGAAAGAGAACAUAUUCCAGAACAGUUGGGCAGCGCCCCGUGCCUUUCCCGAGCUUUUUCCAUCCGAGGCCAAACCGGACACAGCACCUCCGCAACAGCCAGCUGGCUCUACCACUCAGGCCGUGUUCGGUAUGGACGGACCAUCUAAGGAGCUGUUAACUUCCUUCAAACAGCUUUACGCCCGUGGAGAAUACGCAGAUCUCGUCAUCACUUGUCAUGGGAAGCAGCACCAGGUACAUAAGGCCAUUGUAUGCCCACGGUCUGACUUUUUUGCCGCAGCCUGUCGCGGAGAUAUGAAGGAGGCGCGCACCGGAAUCAUCGAUCUUCCUGAUGAUGACCCCCAGGUCGUUGACAUGAUGGUUUAUUACUUCUACCACCUUGACUACAGUACGCCUCCGCUACACAUAAUCAAAGGCAAGGAGGUUACCGACCAGAUGGAUACUCAUGGUGACGGUGACGAUGUCACGGCAUCGCGUCCUUGCUAUUCGGAUCUCGUUGUACAUGCGAAGAUUUACGCCCUUGCAGGGAAGUAUUUUAUCGGUGGCCUUAAGGCCCUCGCACUACAAAAGUUUGAGGCGGCAACCCAGAAGCACUGGGCCCCAGGUGAUUUCCUAGAAGCAGCGCAAGAGGUGUACACGUCUACUCUCGACUCCGACAGAGGACUAAGGGAUGCUAUAGUCAAGACUCUUUUUGAACAUCGCGACUUGCUGGUUCAGGAAAACACUCGAGGCGUCCUCAAGCGAUUAGAUACCUUGACAUAUGAUCUCCUCAUGUAUGUUAACCAGAAGGUUACACACUGGCGCUGAGAUCCUAAAGAAAUAGUCAAGCUCUUAGCAAAUAUGCAUGAGGCUUAAGCGAGGCGACGUCCCAUGACGUACAUGUAUCAGAAACUUCUGAUAGAAGAAAUAUCGCCGUGACUAGAAAUUGCCGCAAAGCGUAGGGGAUGCCGAAGCCAAGUUGGAGAAUGCCUAAGGAGUUGAUUUUUACUGUAUAGCGCAGGCCUUAUGAGGAGAUCAGCAGAUACCUAUUAAUUGAUAUUAAGUAAUUCAGGACACAUUGAGGGAAUAAAGAUAACGUUCCUGCAUUUGGGCGUCUUAGUUCUUGUUAGGCCCCACUCGGGCGCACGUU